AUGACAGGGAUAGUCAAUUCGGUGGAACGAUCAAUCAUUUCUGCUCUGGAAGAGAAGGAGAAAGAGGUUGAAAGAAUAAUUAACUGCUACGAACACAUCCAAUCCAAGCACAAUGAUGAUGAUUCGUUGGAGAAGAUUAGAGAAAGGAGGUUAAGGGAGCUGGAGAAUUAUCACAGGGAAAGGCAUCAAUAUUUAGCUAAAGGGCAUGGAGUUCUAAAUGAGGUGUACAAUGAUAAGGAUUUUUUUGACAUAUGCAAGCGUAGUAAUUUGCUGGUAAUCCAUUUUUAUCGUCCCAGUACUGUUAGGUGCCAAAAAGUAGAUGGAUAUCUAUCAAAAUUAUCAGAAAUACAUUUUAAGAUACUAUUUGUCAAACUGAACGUGGAAAGGGCGCCAUUUGUUUCAGAGCGUUUAAAAAUCUGGUGCAUUCCUACGAUCGCUAUGGUAAAGGAUUCCAAAGUUAUACAUUCAAUCAUUGGUUUGGAUGAAUUAGGCGGUGAUGAAUUCUCACAGGAAGAUUUUGAAGCUGUGAUUGAUAGGUACUUGAAAUAG
This is a messenger RNA of Babesia microti strain RI, 549 nucleotides long. RefSeq names its product thioredoxin, putative. Gene Ontology annotation, biological process: microtubule cytoskeleton organization. NCBI's taxonomy places the organism in Eukaryota, Apicomplexa, Aconoidasida, Piroplasmida, Babesiidae. Gene Ontology annotation, cellular component: cytoplasm. The record is from RefSeq and is a predicted model, not a curated record. The transcript is spliced from 3 exons. The coding region runs from base 1 to 549 and encodes 182 amino acids.